GAUCCGCUAAAUCCCAUGGCUACCAAAUCAGCGGCCCAAGACCUCUCCUCCUCCGACACCCCAUCCAAACCCCCACCCACUCCUCUUCCGAUCCCCGCCAAUCCCGAGACUCCGACCACCGCCGCUCCCCGCCAUCCUCAACCGCGUCCCACCUCCGACGCCGACGUCAUCCACGUCCCCAGCUAUUCCAGCUGGUUCUCGCCGGACCACAUCCACCACUGCGAGGUCCGAUUCCUCCCCGAGUUCUUCGAUUCUCGAUCCCCUUCGAAAAACCCUACCCUCUACAAGUACUACCGCAACACCAUCGUCGCCCAAUCCAGGGCCGUCAACCCUUCUCGGAAGCUCACCUUCACGGAGGCCCGCAAGUCUCUCGUCGGCGACGUCGGCUCCGUUCGGAGGGUUUUCGAUUUCCUCGAGGCGUGGGGUUUGAUCAAUUACACUCCUUCCGCGCUCAACAAGCCCCUCAAGUGGGAGGACAAGGACAGCAGCAAGGCCGCCGGUGUUUCCUCUAACGGAGGCGCUGAAUCCCCCGCCGUCGGUGCCAAGGAGAACCCCAAGAAGAGGACCUGCAAUGGCUGCAAGUCUGUUUGCAGCAUUGCCUGUUUUGUUUCCGAAAAGAAUGACAUGACUCUAUGUGCAAGGUGCUAUGUUCGCGGAAACUAUCAGAUCGGCAUAAGUUCUUCCGAUUUCAGGCGGGUUGAGAUCAAUGAAGAGAUGGGGAGUGGCUGGGCUGAUAAAGAUACUCUGCAUCUUCUAGAGGCCCUUAUGCAUUAUGGCGACGACUGGAGGAAGGUUGCGCAACAUGUUGGUAGAAGCGAGAAGGAAUGUGUUGCUCAUUUCCUCAAGAUUCCUUUCGGUGAGGAAUUUUCUGACAAUGCAGGUGAUGCUGAAUGUGCGUUGGAGGGUGAUGGUGAUGGUACAACACCGUCUCUAAGUAAAAGAAUGCGUCUCACGCCUCUUGCGGAUGCAAGCAACCCAAUUAUGGCUCAGGCGGCCUUUCUGUCAGCUCUGGCGGGCGUGCAGGUUGCAGAGGCUGCUGCUUCUGCUGCUGUAACAGCGCUGUGUGAGGCGGAUUAUGAAACAAGCAAAAUGAGUGUUACAUCUCUGGCUUCGAAUGCAAGACAGCAUGAAACUGAUGCUGAAUUAAACGGAGACGAUAAAACUGACCCGGAUGCACUGGGGGCAGCUUUUGUAGAUGCAAAUUCACAGCUUGAGAAGGAAGGGCUGGAUGUGGGACGAGCAAUCUCCGGGAUUACAGAGGUACAGAUGAGAGAAAUCCGAAAGAAGAUCAUCCGUUUCGAGGCGUUAGAUUUGCAGAUGGAGAAAGAGUGGGAACAACUGGAGCAAAUGAAAAGCAUGCUCUUUGUCGAUCAGAUGACACUUUUGUUAAACAAAAGUUCUGCACCAAAAACUGCGGCGGAGGAGAAGAGUGUAAAAGCGGAUUGAUUUUCAUCAUUCGUGUAUGUUUCGUUGCCUCAAUGCAAGUACGGCACCUUUGUUAACAUGAAUUCAUAACAAGAAAUGUUUAGUGCAGCAUCGUGUUCUA
Messenger RNA from Pyrus x bretschneideri (Chinese white pear), 1546 nucleotides. Its product is annotated as SWI/SNF complex subunit SWI3B. Lineage: Eukaryota; Viridiplantae; Streptophyta; Magnoliopsida; Rosales; Rosaceae. The transcript has 2 exons. The coding region runs from base 16 to 1446 and encodes 476 amino acids. The record is from RefSeq and is a predicted model, not a curated record. Gene Ontology annotation, molecular function: protein binding.